UGUGUUUGCACUUCGCACUUCGCACUUCACAGUGUGGCUGUGCAGCGUCCAUCAAAAGGGAUCUUUUUCUUACGGGCAUAAGUGGGAGAAGGAGGUGGCAAGGGAGCGAGGUGGUGGCUCCGAGGGAGCGAGAGACCAGAAAGAUUCCGAGAAAGGCCGAACGAAGUGGGUGGUGAGAGCGACCUCGCCGCGCGCCGUUAACAUUCGCUCGCACCCACGCAUACAGAAUUACAGACGCAGCGCAGCUGAAGCGGAGUGCUCAAGUGCUCUCGGGGCGAGGGACCUUGCGCGAGCCACCCCGAGGAGUUACUCCAACACCUUGGUCAUUGGUGGCGCACCAGAUACAACCAGAUAUCAACGAGCGAGCGUGCGAGCGAGUAGGUGAUUCUUGCGAGAGGGUGACGAUACAUUACUGGGUUCGCGUUCGCGAGGAGGAAUCAAGGAUUUUCUUCAGGGAGAAUUAAGAGAAGCCCCUUUCCAGCAAAAAGUGAAAAAGAGAAAGAGAGGAAGAGGGAGCCCGAACUUGACUUGUAGUCACAGCAGCAAUAGAGCAAAGAAGAAGAUAAAGGAAGGCCUGUCUUACUAUUCUUAACUUGUAAACGCAUUCGCGAAGCAAGGAUGGUACGGAGAUUCUGUAACGGUGCGGUUGCACUUGGCAUCGCCCUGACGGCCUGCGCCGCUUUUCCGCGCGCCGUCAUGGCGAUCGACCUCAGCCGCUUCUACGGUCAUUUCAACACGAAACGUUCGGAGGCUUGCCAUCCGUACGAACCGUUUAAGUGUCCAGGCGACGGUAUUUGCAUCUCGAUACAGUAUCUCUGCGACGGAGCACCCGACUGUCAGGACGGAUACGACGAGGAUUCAAGAUUGUGUACCGCAGCCAAACGACCGCCCGUAGAGGAAACUGCGAGUUUUUUGCAAUCUCUGCUAGCCAGUCACGGUCCCAAUUACCUAGAGAAGUUAUUCGGAACCAAAGCACGCGAUACGCUAAAACCUCUCGGUGGUGUAGAAAAAGUGGCCAUCGCGCUGUCUGAAUCGCAAACGAUCGAGGACUUUGGCGCAGCGCUACACUUAAUGCGCUCGGAUCUCGAGCACCUGCGUUCAGUUUUCAUGGCGGUGGAGAAUGGCGACCUGGGCAUGCUGAAAUCUAUCGGUAUCAAGGACUCCGAGCUAGGCGACGUCAAGUUCUUCCUCGAGAAACUCGUUAAGACGGGCUUCCUCGAUUGAACGGUCACACUCGCCGCCGAACCGCCGUCGUCGCCGCCGUCGUCGCUGUCAUCGUCGUCGUUGU
Messenger RNA from Atta colombica, 1288 nucleotides. Its product is annotated as IDLSRF-like peptide. The record is from RefSeq and is a predicted model, not a curated record. Gene Ontology annotation, molecular function: protein binding. The transcript is spliced from 4 exons. Bases 619 to 1224 code for a protein of 201 amino acids. Lineage: Eukaryota; Metazoa; Arthropoda; Insecta; Hymenoptera; Formicidae.